UUACAUGCGUGGGGGCUCAUCACGAGCUUCGCGGUCUCCAUGACCCUGAAAGCAGCAACCGAGCUGGGCAUCUUUGACGCGCUCGGCAACGCCGGCAGCCUUGCGAUUACGGCGGAUGAGUUAGCCUCGCGGCUCCCAACCAUGGACAAGGCUGGCGGGUUGGCUCCAGUGGACCGCAUCAUGUGGCUGCUUGCCUCCUUCGACAUCGUCAAGUGCGUAACGGAGGCAGGUCCAAGCGGCGAGGUGAUCCGGCACUACAAACCCUCGCCGGUGUGUCGGUGGCUCAGCAGCAACCACGGUGGCCCGUCGCUGGCGCCCUACUCUAUGUUCACUACGGACCAGUACUUCUUGAUGGCCUGGCAGCAGCUGGGGGCGGCAGCGGGAGGCGGACAAACGGCGUUCAAGAGGACGCAUGGGGUUCCGAUGGGCAAGCACUUGGGGAGAAACCCUCGGCUCCUCGGGGUGGUCGACAAGGCCAUGGUGCAGAUCUCGGUGAUGGUGACCAGCAAGCUGUUGGAACGCUUCCACGGGUUUGACGACGUGGCCGUGCUCGUCGAUGUUGGUGGCGGCACCGGUUCUACCAUGGAGAUGAUCACCUGCAGGUACAAGCAUAUCAGGGGCAUCAACUUCGACCUGCCUCAUGUCAUCUCCCUCGCGCCGUCUAUUCUCGGUGUCGAACAUAUAGCUGGAAAUAUGUUUGAUAAUGUUCCCACUGGAGAUGCGAUUUUCUUAAAGACGGUACUCCAUAUGUUGGACGACAAUGACUGCAUAAAGGUUCUAAAAAAUUGCCAUCAAGCUUUGCCAGACAAGGGGCGGCUGAUCGCUGUUGAGUUUGUCUUGCCGGCUACUCCAGAGGUGACAAGGGCAGCACAAAAUCUCUACAUUCUCGAUGUGAUGAUGUUAAAUAACUCUGAGGGAGGGAAGGAGAGAACUGCGCAAGAGUUUCUGAAGCUGGCUAGGGAAUCGGGUUUCAACGGCACCUUCCAAUCAACUUACAUUUUUGGAAACUUUUGGGCUCUCGAAUUUACCAAAUAGUAACCAUGACAUUUUAUGUCGUCUAUGCUGGCUACUAUUGAUAAUGUGUGUGAGAUUGGCUUGUAGAAUUGUUUGUAUUAUUUAUUUCAAUAAUGAUGGACUUUUUAAUCAAAACAAUGCAUGUAUCAUUAUUUGUACCAUUUAAUAUAAUGAUGAUGUUGGUAUAAUUAUUUGUAUCACUUAUA
Molecule: messenger RNA, 1220 nt
Organism: Aegilops tauschii subsp. strangulata
Lineage: Eukaryota; Viridiplantae; Streptophyta; Magnoliopsida; Poales; Poaceae
Source: RefSeq, a predicted model, not a curated record